This is a messenger RNA of Zeugodacus cucurbitae (melon fly), 720 nucleotides long. RefSeq names its product protein lin-52 homolog (gene lin-52). Gene Ontology annotation, cellular component: DRM complex. Gene Ontology annotation, biological process: regulation of DNA-templated transcription. The record is from RefSeq and is a predicted model, not a curated record. Bases 123 to 500 code for a protein of 125 amino acids. The transcript has 4 exons. Lineage: Eukaryota; Metazoa; Arthropoda; Insecta; Diptera; Tephritidae.
AAUUCAGAAAUGAAAGUCAAAAUACAACUCUUAACUUAUCUCAUUGCUUCUGACAUUUAACAAGCUUUUGACAAUUCAUUUUUCUAUAUUCGCAUUAUUUAAUUCUUAUAUUUUGUUUUAACAUGUCGAACUCAAAUCGUAGUCGUACUCUUUUAAAAGGGUCUAUGAUAAAAGAGGACUCACCAGAGGAUGGGUUAUAUUCGCUGGAAAAAUUGCGCACGUCACCCGAACUAUGGCCUGAAAAAAUUCCUGGUAUAAGUAAUUUUAUUGCCAUGAGUGACACUCCCAUACGCACACCGGUACCGCAGUGGUCAAAGGACCUCUCACAGGAGGACAUAAAUGCUAUGAUACAACUUAGCAAUAUGCCCUUCAGUAAUCUAAUAAUGGAGAUCAAGAAAAUGUACGAUGAAGCCUAUCAAUUGGGUGUAUCGGAGGCCAAGGAAAUGACACGCGGCAAAUACUUGGGUAUUUUUAGCAAUGCUAAAAAGAAAUCCAUAUGAUUUAAAUGUACAUUAAAUUUUAGCUUGACUUAAAUAUUUGUAAUAUUUAUAAUUUUAAAAAUAAUAAAUUUAUACCAAAUAGUUUUAAUUGUGCAAACACUAGUAGACUUAUAUGAGUACAAAUGCAUUUAUAAAAAACAAAAUUAUAAAUAAAUAAACGAAAGAAAGAAUUGAAAACUUUAAUAAAAACGUGAAUGCUUUGCAUAUCAAUGCAAUUUUA